Aethina tumida (small hive beetle) is the source of this 459-nucleotide messenger RNA. RefSeq lists its product as uncharacterized. The transcript has a single exon. Gene Ontology annotation, cellular component: myosin II complex. NCBI's taxonomy places the organism in Eukaryota, Metazoa, Arthropoda, Insecta, Coleoptera, Nitidulidae. Bases 1 to 459 code for a protein of 152 amino acids. The record is from RefSeq and is a predicted model, not a curated record. Gene Ontology annotation, molecular function: calcium ion binding.
AUGUCAAACGACAAGAUGAGUGCGCACUUCACCGAGAAGCAGCUGACCGAAUUCAAAGAGGCCUUCGCCAUGUUUGACAAGCAAGGCGAAGGGAAGAUGCUCAUCAAGGAUAUCGGCAUGAUUUUACGUUCUUUGGGCUACAACCCCACGGAGAAGUACAUACAGGAGGUAAUAAAGGAAAACUUGCCUGAAGAGAAGAUCAACCUGUCAGAGUUUAUUAAAAUAAUGGAGACUAGGGCCCCAGUCAACUGUACGGAGGAGGAGUUGCGUACGGCCUUCAACAUUUUUGACAAAAACCAAAACGGCUUCAUAACCGCCGACGAAUUAAGGCAUGUCAUGGUGAAUUUGGGGGAAAAACUGACGGAAGAUGAGGCCCAGGCCAUGAUUCAAGAGGCGGACACGGAUGGGGAUGGCAAAAUCAACUUCCAGGACUUUAUUACUGUUAUGUUGAACAAUUAA